UGCCGAUGAGAAUAAUUUCUCAGCGUCCUAACGUAGAAAUCUGAAGAUUUUCAACAGAUUAGAAAACAUGGCUUUACCACCGGGUCUAGCAGCUCGAUUAAUGAAAAGAGGAAUAAUUCAACAAAGUGACUCGCUAAAGAAAAAAGCAUCUGACCUUGACGAGGAGGUCAUCGCAGAGGACUACGAUGGUCUCGAAGCGCGCACCGAUGGCACCGAGCGCCCGGCCACCACCAGGGAGCGCCGGGUGGCGGUAGAAAAGACUCGCCAGGUGGCGCGCAGUGAUGGAGAAUCGGAGGAGGACGGGGAGAAGGAGGCGGUUGCUUCGGCGGCGGAGGAGAGGGCCGGCGGGAGCGUGGCGGGAUCAUCUGACCUUGACGAGGAGGUCAUCGCAGAGGACUACGAUGGUCUCGAAGCGCGCACCGAUGGCACCGAGCGCCCGGCCACCACCAGGGAGCGCCGGGUGGCGGUAGAAAAGACUCGCCAGGUGGCGCGCAGUGAUGGAGAAUCGGAGGAGGACGGGGAGAAGGAGGCGGUUGCUUCGGCGGCGGAGGAGAGGGCCGGCGGGAGCGUGGCGGGAUGUGAGAACAGAUGGAACCCGUAUCACGAAUGCCACGACUACUGUCGCAUACGGUACGGGAAACGCAGGAAGCAGCCGGAGGCGGCGGUGGACGCUCGCAGGAGCAAGCUGUUGCGGAGACAUCCAGUACCCACCGGCUGGAAGGAGGUCCUAGAUGGCGCCACCGGCCGCUACUACUACUGGAAUAUGACGAGCGAUGAGGUAGCGUGGCUGCCGCCGUCACACCCGAGGGCACUGGUAACUCGCUCAUGUGACAUCGUGAGAGAUCUCAUUAAGAAUGGCAGCAGUGCAGUUGAUCCGGUCACGUUCGCGGUGACGGCUGCACUGUUGCCGCCUACCUCCGCCGUUUCCACGCACGUUGACGGUGAAGCCAUGCAGGUGGGCGGGGAAGAGGAGGACGAGGAGGAGGAUGAUGAUGAUGAUGAUGAUGAUGAGGAGGAGGAGGAGGACGAUAUGAGCGAAUCUGAGGAUAAUGACGAGGAAGAGGAGAAGGAAGCCAGCAAGCCGAAGCGUGGCGCCCCCAAUAAUGCAACACAAGGCAAGGCGUGGCGGGAUGAGGGCACCACUGCUGCAGGGAGAGGAGGAGACUCGAGGGUGGCACGAGGAAGAGGAGGAGGAGGAGGUCCGCCACGUGGCGGAGACAAAGGAGGAAGACGGGGCAGCAGCCGCCCGGCAGAGCUCGACCCCAUGGACCCGGCUAGCUACUCCGACAUUCCACGGGGCUCAUGGUCGGAUGGCCUCGACCAGAAGGGAGCAGCGAAGACCGGCGUAGACACCACUGCCUCGGACCCUUUCCAGAUGCGUCCCUACCCGAGUCCCGGAGCUGUGCUCAGAGCCAACAGGGAGGUGCAGAAGUGAGCACUUUGACACUGGGAACGAGGUCCCAUCGCGUGCCCGUGCGGAGGUUUUAUUGAAGAUAUGCACCUAGAGCCUACCAGCUGAGGUUGGUCGGGCGACAGAUGAUGGGAGGCUGGUCACACGACAGAUGAUGGGAGGCUGGUCACACGACAGAUGAUGGGAGGCUGGUCACACACACGACAGAUGAUGGGAGGCUGGUCACACACACGACAGAUGAUGGGAGGCUGGUCA
Molecule: messenger RNA, 1666 nt
Organism: Priapulus caudatus
Lineage: Eukaryota; Metazoa; Priapulida; Priapulimorpha; Priapulimorphida; Priapulidae
Product: histone H3.v1-like
Molecular function (GO): protein binding
Source: RefSeq, a predicted model, not a curated record